This is a messenger RNA of Encephalitozoon cuniculi GB-M1, 1725 nucleotides long. RefSeq lists its product as uncharacterized. NCBI's taxonomy places the organism in Eukaryota, Fungi, Microsporidia, Unikaryonidae. Bases 1 to 1725 code for a protein of 574 amino acids. The transcript has a single exon. The record is from RefSeq and is marked provisional.
AUGAUAUUAAAUGGGGAUAACAGAAAGAUAUUUAUCAGAAACGACAUGCUUUAUAAGAUAAGAGAGAAUAUUGUUGAGGAGUACCGGAGGGAGGAUCUUGUAAUGGUAAGGAGCAAGAUGUUUUUUAGGGCCAAGACUGCAAAGGAAUUUGACGGGAAAUACUAUUUUUUGACAAAGAAGAGCAUACUGGUCUACGAAGAUCUAUUUGGAGACCCGGUUCAGGAAAUCGAAGUUCCCAACGAUGGGGUUUUCGAUUUCCACAUGCACGAUGGCCGGCUCUUUUAUCUUGCAAGAAGAAUGAACCGAUUCUUGGGGAUUGAUGAGGGACACGAGAUAGUAUUUGAUUUCCAGGGAGGGGCUUAUUUUUGGGAUGGGGUGGAUUUCUACAUAUGCAGUAAUAAAAACCUGAUUAGGUUUGAUGUUAUAAAGAAGAGAGGCGAGGAUGUCCUUUGCGGUGUGAAUGUCAAAUGCAUUGUUGCGAGGAACGGAACAAUUGCAUAUGCAGACAAUGGGAAUAUUCUCCAUUUUUUGAAAAGAAAGGCAAGCCUGUCAUACCACCAUCACUCCAAGCCAGUUGCAGGGAUUAUAAUAACCUCUCUUGAGAGUCUUUUAGUUGUGUGUAGAGACAAGAAGCUUGUUAGGAUAGAAACAAAAAGAAACGAAAGAGUACUUCUGGCAUCAUUUGAUGGAGAUCCCGUGGAUUUUAUGCAAGACGGAUCUGACAUCUAUGUUCUAACUCCGUUCUGCCUCCUAGCAUACGACUCCAAGGCUGGAUGUAUCAAAAAACAAAUCUUUUCCCUUCCAAGUUUUGAAUACUGUAAGCCUCUCUGUGGGUUUGAAUGCACCUCGGAGGAGACGCCUGGAAGGGAGGUUUUUGAGCGCAACGUGAAGAAGACUAAGGUUGUGGUACCCUAUGCAUUCAAGAACGAGUGCUCCUCCGACUUCUCAAGGAGCUCCAUAGUUGCAGUAAUGAGAAGCUAUGUCUUUAUAUACGAUCUGGAAAAGGAGGAGGUGCAAAAGAUAGCCUAUCUUGGGGGGUCUGACUGCUUCUACUCGUCCGGAUUUAUUGUCAGGUUGUCAUCUGGGGGAAAAGGCAGAAGAACAGCAGCGAAGAUUUAUCGGAUUGAGAGCGAUGGGCUGCUAUUUAUUAGGAAGUAUGACUCGGUCGGGAUUUCUUCUACCCCGGAAGAUGUUGUGUUUGAUAAGGGAAGGCUUUUUCUAUACUCUGAUGGCAGUCUUAUUGAAGUAACAGGGCCCGGGAUUACAAAACGUCUCGGGAGCGAGAGUGUUCGGCAGAUUGAGGAAACUGAUGUAGGGGCUUUCCUGCUUGACACGCGUGGAAUAUUCAAGAUCGGGUCUGGAGAAUGGAUUCUAGAAGACGAGGACAUUACGUCUCUCAAGGUUUUUGAGAAGACACUAUUUGUAUCUCUAUUUGGAAGCGGGAUAUUUGGCUUUGAAAUGAAGGACGGAGCAGCCGAAGAAAAGUUGAUUGACGAUGCAAACGUCACAGAGGUUUUUGUGGAUGGCGAAACCAUUGUGACAUCUAGUCUUUGGGAAGGAGUUUCCGUUCUGAGGAGAUAUAAGAAAAAUGGUAACAUCUGGAAAAAAGACGGUGAGGCUCUUGCAGAUAAAGGAAUAGGCAGAAUUUUACACAAAAACACGUAUCUCUCGAUAACAAACAAACUGCACAGGGUGGAGUUUGGGCGAAGGGAGUGUCUUCUCUAA